Stomoxys calcitrans (stable fly) is the source of this 1261-nucleotide messenger RNA. Its product is annotated as neuropeptide FF receptor 2. Gene Ontology annotation, molecular function: G protein-coupled receptor activity. The record is from RefSeq and is a predicted model, not a curated record. NCBI's taxonomy places the organism in Eukaryota, Metazoa, Arthropoda, Insecta, Diptera, Muscidae. The coding region runs from base 74 to 1261 and encodes 395 amino acids. Gene Ontology annotation, biological process: G protein-coupled receptor signaling pathway. Gene Ontology annotation, cellular component: membrane. The transcript has 5 exons.
AUCGGACAUUGUAUCAAGGAUAACACAAUGUCCGUAGCCGCCACAUGACCAAAAGGAAAGCUCCCUUAACCUCAUGGCAGUGGUCACUGCAAUUUGUCUAGCCACCAUGUCCAGAGGCAUAAGAUGUAGGAUUAAAUUCAGUGCUUCAGAUGAUUUUGAUUUCAGCAAAUGGGACUUUCCCGAAGAUCGCAUAUGGCUGCAUAUACCCGAGUCAGAAAUGAUUAUUAAAAUAUGCACUUUCAUUCCCGUUUUAAUAUUUGGCCUGAUUGGAAAUUUCAUCAUAAUACACUUGAUUGUAAUCAAUCGUUCCCUUAGAACGCCCACAAAUUUAAUUAUAGCCAAUAUGGCAGUGGCUGAUUUUCUGACCUUGCUCAUAUGCCCCACAAUGUUUAUGAUAAAUGAUUUCUAUCAGAAUUACCUACUGGGCUCAGCGGGAUGCAAAAUGGAAGGAUUUCUUGAAGGAGCAUUUCUAAUUACCGCAGUUUUGAAUUUAUCGGCGGUAAGUUAUGAUCGCUUAACUGCCAUUGUUUUACCUUUGGAAACCAGACUUACGAUGAGAGGCGCUAAGAUAGUGAUAUGUUUUACAUGGUUGGCUGGAAUUUUAAUAGCUUUGCCCUUGGCUAUAUAUAGAACUUAUAAGGUUCGCCAUUGGAAAAAUUUUACGGAAAUGUAUUGCAAGGAGAAUCCUACAAUCCUGCCAAAGUAUUGGUAUGUGCUAAUAACUGUAAUGGUCUGGCUGCCACUGGCGAUUAUGCUGAUCUGCUAUUCGGCGAUUUUUUACAAGCUGGACCGUUAUGAGAAAAAAGUUAUGAAUCGUGAACAUCCGUUGACUGUAUCAUAUAAGAGAACUGUGGCCAAGACUCUGUUCAUAAUUACCAUAGUCUUUGUGGUUCUACGUUUGCCUUUCACCGUACUGGUGAUUUUAAGAGAUCAAAUCAUCGCCAACACCAAUAACAUGAUCAAGGGAAGUUUUCGGAUUUUCUGGUAUAUAUCCCAAUACCUGAUGUUCUUAAAUGCGGCAGUAAAUCCCAUCAUUUAUGGUUACACAAAUGAUAACUUUCGAAGAGCGUAUGAUCAGUUACCGGUGUGUAUAUGCUGCGGUGAUAUCAAAACUAAACAGAAAGCUAAAAAUCACAAAACUCUCACCAAGGUAAGCGAUAAUGGUUGUUUGCCCAUGACAUCUUAUCGCAUACGGCCAAGAGGAAAUGUACGCAUGUACGGCUCCACAACGACACCGAGAAGUGACCCCGAGACGGGAUAG